GAGCUAGCUAGUAGCACUUACAACACACAAGUUCACUUAAUUUACUACACUUAGUUCAGACGAUGAAGAAAUCCUCCGCCGUCACGUCACCGCCGUCUCUCUCCUUUUUUCUUCUCAUGCUCCUACCAUUGCUAGCUCAGUCCUCCGACGACCUUAUCGACAAAAUCUGCAGAGUGACGCCGUUCAUCGACCUCUGCGAAGCCUCUCUCCGCCCACUCGCUCCCUCACCUUCUGAUCCCAAGUCUUUAGCCUCCGCCAUGGCUUCCGUUGUUCUUGGUAACAUGACAGAUACCCUAGGAUAUAUCAAGUCUCUGAUCAGACAUUCUCACGAUCCGGCGGCGGAGCGAGCACUGGCUCAGUGCGCUGAGCUGUACCGGCCGGUGGUCAAGUUCAACAUUCCUCAGGCGAUCGAGGCAAUGCGGCGAGGGGAGUUCGGAUUCGCGACGUAUGUGCUCGGAGACGCUGAGAAACAGACUGAUACUUGUCAGAAGUGGAUCAAUAGUGCCGGUGCGGACGAUGAAAGCUCGGUGGCUCUUACGGCUAGGAACAAGCAGGUUAAGAAUCUUUGUGACGUGGCCAUUUCUGUGAUUAAGUCUUUAAUGAAGGGUCGUUAAGAGUUAAGACAAGAAUCUCUGUUUCUGUUACAAAUAAUAAUUAUAUAUAUAUAUACAUAUUUGUGAUUAUUGAUA
Raphanus sativus (radish) is the source of this 689-nucleotide messenger RNA. RefSeq names its product cell wall / vacuolar inhibitor of fructosidase 1-like. The coding region runs from base 63 to 614 and encodes 183 amino acids. Gene Ontology annotation, biological process: negative regulation of catalytic activity. Lineage: Eukaryota; Viridiplantae; Streptophyta; Magnoliopsida; Brassicales; Brassicaceae. The transcript has a single exon. Gene Ontology annotation, molecular function: enzyme inhibitor activity. The record is from RefSeq and is a predicted model, not a curated record.